Molecule: messenger RNA, 918 nt
Organism: Bufo gargarizans (Asiatic toad)
Lineage: Eukaryota; Metazoa; Chordata; Amphibia; Anura; Bufonidae
Product: olfactory receptor 287-like
Exons: 1
Coding region: 1-918 (305 amino acids)
Biological process (GO): G protein-coupled receptor signaling pathway
Cellular component (GO): membrane
Molecular function (GO): G protein-coupled receptor activity; olfactory receptor activity
Source: RefSeq, a predicted model, not a curated record
AUGGGCUUGUAUAAUCAGACCAUGUUUAUAUUAGUGGGAUUCACGGUCAGACCAGAAGUAGAGAUCUGUAUUUUUUCUGUCAUGUUGAUUAUUUAUCUGUUGUCUUUAUUUGGUAACCUGGCUAUUGUAGCAGCAAUUUUAGUAGAGAAAUGUCUUCAAACUCCAAUGUAUUUCUUCCUCAGCAGCUUGGCUUUUGCAGAUAUUGGUUUUAUCUCGUGCACUGUACCCACAUUAUUGUAUAUCCUGGCAACUGAGAACGGAGCCAUCUCUAAAACUGACUGUAUUAUGCAGCUCUAUUUCUAUGUGUCUUUUGGUAGUGCAGAAUUUAUCCUUCUGGGUAUCAUGUCUGUGGACCGGUAUGUGGCAAUAUCACACCCACUAAGGUACAGUUCCAUCAUCACAAGCAAGAUGUGUGCAUGGUUGAUCCUACUGUCUUGGGUAAUUGGAUUCUUUGCUUUUAUCUAUCCCAUUAAACUGCUUUUCAAUUUAUCUUUUUGUGGUCCUUUUAAAAUAAAUCAUUUUUUCUGUGAAAGUUCAGUGUUUUUAAAGAUAAGCUGCUCAGACACAAACUUCUUCUAUAUGGUGUUCACCUUCUUUGCUGGAGCCAUAAUUCUAGUGUCAUUUAUGAUCACGUUUGUGUCCUAUGUUUAUAUUAUUUCUGCAAUAAUGAAGAUUUCUUCAUCUAGUGGAAAGAAAAAGGCAUUCUCUACCUGUACCUCACACUUCACUGCAGUGAGCAUGCUGUAUGGAUGUGUAAUAUUUCUCUAUAUAAGACCAGCUGAAAGUGUAUCUAUGGAUUUAAACAAGGUUAUCAAUGUUCUUAAUAGUAUCCUUACCCCAUUUAGUAAUCCUUUCUUAUACACGCUAAGGAAUAAAAAUGUUCAAAAUGUCAUCAAGAGAACUCUGAGGAUUCAAUAA